UGAUGAACACAAAAAACAUAAAGAGACUGACUGCAAUGGCGGCCGCGUUUCUGCCGGCGACGACGCUCCGUCUCACUCCCUUCUCUACUCUCAGAUUCUUAUCCUCAUUCCCUCUUUCUAAUCCUCUCUUCCGCCCUCUACGCCGCCCGCUUCUCGAAGGUUUUCCGACAAAUGCUCGCCGGAGAUGCUUUUGCACCGCCGUCCCCCAAUCUCCCGGUUCCGGCGAGGGAAAGAAGGUGGAGAACAACUACGAGAAUCGGUUCGGGAGUAUAGUUGGAGAAUUCAGGAGGAAGUUGAAGAUAGCUGAAGUGAAAGGAGGAGCAGACCAAGGGUUGAGUCGGGUCGGGCAGAGCCUCAGCAUCAUGGGUUGGGUCCGUACACUUCGUUCUCAGAGCAGUGUCACGUUCAUCGAGAUAAAUGAUGGUUCAUGCUUAUCCAACUUGCAAUGUGUGAUGAAUCCUGACGCUGAGGGGUAUGAUCAGGUAGAAUCUGGUUCGGUGUUGACUGGAGCAUCGAUAUCGGUACAAGGUACUAUUGAGGCCAGCCAGGGGACUAAGCAAAAGGUGGAGCUUAAGGUUGACAAAAUCAUUGUGGUUGGCAAGUGUGACUCUUCCUAUCCGGUUCAGAAGAAGAGGGUUAGCCGGGAAUUUUUGAGGACCAAGGCUCAUCUUCGUCCAAGAACCAAUACUUUUGGAGCGGUAGCGAGGGUUAGGAAUGCUCUGGCUUAUGCUACGCACAAGUUUUUUCAAGAAAGUGGAUUUUUCUGGGUGGCAAGCCCAAUUAUCACUGCUUCGGAUUGUGAAGGAGCUGGAGAACAGUUUUGUGUCACCACACUCAUUCCUAGCUCCCAUGAGACCACUGAUACUUCCAUUGAUGCGAUCCCUAAAACAAAGGGAGGGUUGGUCGAUUGGUCUCAGGACUUCUUCGGGAAACCAGCAUUCUUGACAGUCUCUGGCCAACUCAAUGGAGAAACUUAUGCCACCGCUCUCUCAGAUAUAUACACGUUUGGUCCUACAUUUCGAGCAGAGAAUUCCAACACUUCCAGGCACUUGGCUGAAUUCUGGAUGAUUGAACCAGAACUUGCUUUUGCCGACCUGAAUGAUGACAUGGCCUGUGCCACCGCCUACCUCCAGUACGUCGUAAAAUACGUUCUUGAUAACUGCAAGGAAGACAUGGAGUUUUUUGAUACGUGGAUUGAGAAAGGAAUCAUUCAUCGCUUGAGUGACGUAGUUGAGAAAGAGUUUCUACAGCUGGGUUACACAGACGCCAUUGAACUUCUUCUGAAAGCAAACAAGAAAUUUGAAUUCCCGGUGAAGUGGGGGCUCGAUUUGCAGAGCGAGCAUGAAAGGUACAUAACAGAGGAGGCAUUUGGGGGUCGUCCUGUGAUAAUAAGAGACUAUCCCAAGGAGAUAAAAGCGUUUUAUAUGCGUGAGAAUGAUGAUGGGAAGACAGUGGCAGCAAUGGAUAUGCUCGUGCCUCGGAUAGGUGAACUGAUAGGUGGAAGCCAAAGAGAGGAAAGACUUGAAGUGUUGGAAGCGAGACUUGAUGCUUUGAAACUCGACAAAGAGAGCUACUGGUGGUACCUUGACCUCCGUCGCUAUGGUUCAGUUCCUCACGCGGGAUUUGGGCUAGGGUUUGAGAGACUGGUUCAGUUUGCCACUGGAAUUGAUAAUAUCAGAGACGUUAUUCCUUUCCCGCGCUCACCUGGAUCUGCUGACUUCUGAUUCACGUCUCAUUUUCAUUCUUUUACACACCCUUACCUCUAUUUUUUUUUUUUUCAUUUCCUCCAAAUUAAUGUACUAUUAUGUGCCAUAAUGUUCGAUAAAAAAAAGGAAUUUGUCAUAUUACAAAGGGUUGUCUUUCUAUAUUUAAUAUAAUUUAAGCCUAUU
Messenger RNA from Raphanus sativus (radish), 1889 nucleotides. Its product is annotated as asparagine--tRNA ligase, chloroplastic/mitochondrial. The coding region runs from base 3 to 1724 and encodes 573 amino acids. Gene Ontology annotation, molecular function: asparagine-tRNA ligase activity; nucleic acid binding; ATP binding. Gene Ontology annotation, biological process: asparaginyl-tRNA aminoacylation. The transcript has 14 exons. The record is from RefSeq and is a predicted model, not a curated record. Gene Ontology annotation, cellular component: mitochondrion. NCBI's taxonomy places the organism in Eukaryota, Viridiplantae, Streptophyta, Magnoliopsida, Brassicales, Brassicaceae.